UCAAUAUCGUAGCUAUAUAUGUUUUAUUUUAAAUUUUUGUUAUUAAUUUUUAUGCAUAAAAUAUGCUUAAGAAUUAAGACUCUUUACUAAAUUUUUGUUGUUUUAUUGUUAUAAAAAUUUUCAAUAUAAUAUUAAUACUUUGAGAACCUAAAUAUAAUAUGAAAUUUUCAGUUCUCGCCUCCCUAUAGUAAUUUAUUCUUAUCCGUGAUUUUUAUUUAGUUAUCUAUAUUAUACUAAAUCAUGGGUCCACCACCUGUAGUUACUGGUAUUUCUCCAAAAGAAGGUCCUCCGGGAACACGAGUAACAAUACGUGGAGAAUUUUUAGGAACUUCUGCCAUCGAUUUAAUUGGUUUAAAAAUAUGUGGGUGUGACUGUUUACUGUCUGCUGAAUGGAAGAGUAAAAACAAAAUAGUAGCUCGUUCAGGUCCGUGUAAGGGCCGUGGAGACAUUAUAGUAACUACCAAAUCUGGAGGAGAGGGUACAUCUACUGUACAGUUCAGAGGAUAUCAUGAAUCCAUAGGACCAGUUAAAGAGAGUGCAGUAUGGGUAGAGGAGGCUGCUCCACCUUCCUUACCAUGGGGUCGGCGCCCAAUGUCACCUACAACAUACACCCCACCUGAUCCGUUAGGACUAUCUACAGAGGGUGAUGAUUGUAAAUUCCCAGAGGAAGAGUUGCAUGAACUAUUCCCAGAUGGGUCAGGAAAAUUGACUGAUGAAAACUUCCAACCUGGGUGGUAUUUAUUAGAACACCACAGCAAUACUUCAUAUGAAGAUUUGAAGGCUGGGAUGGUUUUCUUACAAAGAAAGGUUGAAAGUCAGAAGGAAGGCCAGCUUAGCUUUUUAAAAGCAAACACUGGAGCUGUGAUGGACCAACUAGAUCGUCUUGUUUUGCUUAAAAAUAUGUUUGAAGAAGAUCAAAGAAAAAAUGGCAAGGAGCCAUUACACAGCUUACAGGCCGCUAUUGAAGAAUCGAUUACGUUGGCUGAUUCUCUUUUUUCUGAAAUACUGUCGCGCAAAGAACAUGCGGACAAGACACGAGAAGCUCUGUCGCUGCUCAUGCGAAAUAAAUUUCUCUUCCAACUGCCCGCAUCUAUCGACAACAACAUAAAGAAGAAGGAGUAUGAUUUAGUUGUUAACGAUUAUACUAGAGUGAAAAACCUUUUUGGAAAUACAGAUGUUAAGCUUUUUCAAAAAAUUCUAGCUGAAAUAGACAAAAAAAUAGAAGACUUGAAAGAAAAGUUACACACAAGAAUGAAGACGAUGCCUAUAAAUGUACAAGAACAGAUAAAAUAUAUAAAGUUGUUGGUGAGUUUGAACUGGGAAGGCGAUGCAGCGUGGGUCGCCAUUAUAAGUCGCAAAGAAUAUCUAAUGAACCUCAUGAACAAAGUCAAAGAUCACUUCAAACAAAAGGAAGAACAAGAAUCUAGUGAGAAAGGUAAACGGAAAUGGCGCGAGUGCGAGGAGGGCGGCGCGGAGGGGUGGGGCGGGGCGCGUGCGGCGUGGUGCGCGGCCGCGUGCGGCGCGCUGGCCGCCGAGCUGCACGCGCUGUGGCCGCUCGCGCGCCGCUACUUCGCGCGCGAACUCGCCGGCCAGCCCGCCGCGCCCGACCGCCACGACCAGCUCAAGGAAAUGAUAAUAGCGGCGGUGGAGCAAUUCUCUACGCACAUGCGCGCAUGUCUGAUGUCGGGCGCUGGCAAUGUGUCGGCCGACACGCUGCGUCUGCGACUUGUCGCCAAUUUGCGUAGUUUGCGGGAGGCCUACGACUCGCUACUGAAACUCGACUUACCCUCACAGCCACUAAGCGUGGUGGAGAAGGUGAUAUUCGACUACCGUGUGUACGGGAUGACAUGUUUCCUGCAACGCGCACACAAACGCGUGAAGGCGCUCGCCGAAAAGGAAACGUGGAAGAUCGAGGAGUUCACUGACUACGGGGCCAUCACAAAACUCCCGCACCUGCUGGAGACGUACACGCGGGACGCGCUGUCGUCGAUCCACAAGUGCGUGUUGGUGAGCGGGCGGCGCGAGGGGGCGCUGCUGGUGGCGGGUGGCGAGCCGGCGGCCGCGCUGCAGCAGCACACGCAGCAGAUGCUGCUCGCCUACGUCACCGUGCUCGACCGCCUCGCGCUGCAUCACGCCGAUCAGGAGUUCAACAACACGAGCCUGUCUGUGGCGCUGGACCAGCCGCUGGACGAGAGCGGGGGUGGCAGCGAUGGCGGCGCGGGCCACGGUUGGCAGCGCCGCCUGCUGGUGGCCGCCGCCAACGCUCAGUACACGCGCCAUGUCACGCUGCACAACAUCGCUGAAGCGUUCGACUCUUUCGAAUUGCCGAAGCCUACCCAAGCGCUGCAGGCCUGCAAGGAAUCCCUGAGCAGUUUAGAGGGCACCAUCGCGGAGACCUACCUGGAGCACAAGGGUGACCCGCUUGUGGGCACCAUCGAGCCCAGCAUGUACAUGGGUCGCCAGCGUACCGAUACGGACGCGUUGGCCGAUGACGCGAGGCCGUAUCUCUACGAGAUUAUAAACAACCUCAUCGCUGUUCACGCAGAGGUGGACAGCGUGUGCGGCGCGGCGUCGGCGCGGUACGUGCGCGACAUCUGCGAGACGGUGUGCGAGGAGGUGGCGCGGCUGGGCGCGUGCGCACCGAGCGCGUCGCGCGCCGCCGCCUUCCUGGCGCGCCUCGAGUGCUCGCUGCUGCGCCUCGCCUGCGCCGCGCACCUCACGCCCAAGGCUGAAAAUUAUCUAAUGGAAGCAUUAGCGGGUAUACCGCCAUUAGAAAGCGAGGAUGAUAAGAAACGAAUGGACAGCAUUGUAGAAAAAUUUAAGAAACGAAUGGAACUUCAAUUGGCGAGCCUUAACUGCAAUAUGGAGACUGUAUGAUAAAUAUACUAUAGUUUAGUUAGUUACCUCAUUGUUUUUAAGCUUUAAAUAGGUGAUAUGUUCUUUUUUUAAUGUGGCAAUUAUUAUAUUAUAUAGUAUUAUUUUUCCUCCUAAUUUUAUAUAAAUGAUACAUAGUCUUAAAUUAUGCAUUUAAAUAUGAAGUAAUAUACAACAUUAAUGUUACUAUAAUAUCUGAGUAUAUUAAAUUAUUAUAUUUCAUAUAAAAUAUUAA
Messenger RNA from Galleria mellonella (greater wax moth), 3109 nucleotides. RefSeq names its product exocyst complex component 2 (gene Sec5). Bases 241 to 2877 code for a protein of 878 amino acids. The record is from RefSeq and is a predicted model, not a curated record. Gene Ontology annotation, biological process: exocytosis; Golgi to plasma membrane transport. Lineage: Eukaryota; Metazoa; Arthropoda; Insecta; Lepidoptera; Pyralidae. The transcript is spliced from 17 exons. Gene Ontology annotation, cellular component: exocyst.